Vicia faba (fava bean) is the source of this 384-nucleotide messenger RNA. NCBI's taxonomy places the organism in Eukaryota, Viridiplantae, Streptophyta, Magnoliopsida, Fabales, Fabaceae. The record is from the annotation of a GenBank genome assembly.
AUGUCCAGCAGAAUUACUGAUGAUAAUCAUUGGUCUUGUGAGCAAUGUACCUAUGCGAAUGUCAGAUCUGCCACUGCAUGCCAGAUGUGUAUCCGCGUCUUCACUCGUGAAGGAAAUGAUCUGGUAGCCACUCAGAAGAUCUCUCUUGCAGAAGCAUUAUCCGGCUGCACAGUGAAUCUCACGACACUUGAUGGUAGAAACUUGACUAUAAUCGUCAACAAUGUCGUUCAUCCUGAGUAUGAGGAAGUUGUUCCAAGAGAAGGAAUGCCACUGCCAAAGGAUCCAACAAAGAAGGGAAACUUGAGGAUAAAGUUCAACAUCAAAUUCCCACCUCGGCUCAAUGCAGAUCAAAAAUCGGGAUUGAAGAAAGUCUUGGCUGCAUAA